Molecule: messenger RNA, 2613 nt
Organism: Labeo rohita (rohu)
Lineage: Eukaryota; Metazoa; Chordata; Actinopteri; Cypriniformes; Cyprinidae
Gene: paf1
Product: PAF1 homolog, Paf1/RNA polymerase II complex component
Exons: 14
Coding region: 163-1650 (495 amino acids)
Biological process (GO): transcription elongation by RNA polymerase II
Cellular component (GO): Cdc73/Paf1 complex
Molecular function (GO): chromatin binding; RNA polymerase II complex binding
Source: RefSeq, a predicted model, not a curated record
CCCGCGCGGGGUCCUUCAGCAGACGGUGCGGGGCGGAAGUCGCACACACACGAGCGCGCUGCUGUUGUUUCUGUCGAUAAACCGAUUUAUAACUCUUUAUUUCUGCGUUUCGUCGCUGUUUAUUAAUAAUUUGCGUGGAGAAGCGCGUUUAUUUUCUCCACCAUGGCUCCUACAAUACAGACGCAGGCGCAGCGCGAGGACGGACACCGGAGUUCAGCUCACAGAAGCGUCCCAGAGAGGUCUGGCGUCGUGUGCAGAGUGAAGUAUGGAAACAGUCUUCCGGAUAUCCCGUUCGAUCCGAAGUUCAUCACGUAUCCGUUUGAUCAGCACAGGUUUGUGCAGUACAAAGCCACGUCGCUGGAGAAACAACACAAACACGAGCUGCUCACCGAACCGGAUCUGGGCGUCACCAUCGACCUCAUCAAUCCCGAUACGUACCGCAUCGACCCCAACAUUCUGUUGGAUCCUGCUGACGAGAAACUGCUGGAGGAGGAAAUCCAGGCUCCGUCGAGCUCAAAGAGGUCCCAGCAGCACGCGAAGGUGGUGCCGUGGAUGAGGAAGACGGAGUACAUCUCCACCGAGUUCAACAGAUACGGCGUCUCCAACGAGAAGGUGGAAGUCAAGAUCGGUGUGUCCGUGAAGCAGCAGUUCACAGAGGAGGAGAUCUACAAAGACAGAGACAGUCAGAUCGCGGCCAUUGAGAAGACGUUUGAAGAUGCACAGAAAUCCAUUGCUCAGCAUUACAGCAAACCCAGAGUCACGCCGGUGGAGGUUCUGCCCGUCUUCCCAGACUUCAAGAUGUGGAUUAAUCCGUGCGCUCAAGUCAUCUUCGACUCUGAUCCGGCGCCUAAAGAUGUUUCUGGACCGGCGGGAGUGGACAUGAUGUCACAGGCCAUGAUCAGGGGUAUGAUGGACGAGGAAGGAAAUCAGUUCGUGGCGUACUUCCUGCCUAACGAGGACACGAUGCGCAAACGCAAGAGAGACGUGGAGGAGGAUAUGGAGUACAUGCCUGAUGAAGUGUAUGAUUAUAAAAUUGCUCGUGAGUACAACUGGAACGUGAAGAACAAGGCCAGUAAAGGAUACGAGGAGAACUACUUCUUCAUCUUCAGAGACGGAGACGGGGUUUAUUACAACGAGCUGGAGACCAGGGUACGUCUGAGCAAGCGGCGAGCGAAGGUUGGCGCUCAGUCGUCUACAAACGCUGUGCUGGUGUGUAAACACAGAGAUAUGAACGAGAAGGAGCUGGAGGCUCAGGAGGCCCGCAAGGCUCAGCUGGAGAAUCACGAGCCUGAAGAUGAAGAGGAGGAGCUGGACAUGGAGAAAGACCUGCAGGACUCUGGUGAGGAGCGUGAGAAGGGCAGCGACUCGGACAACUCCGAGAGCGAGUCCGAACGCGAGGAUGAGGAGAGGCCCGCCGACGAAGAGGAGGAGGAGGAGGAGGAUGAAGAGGGCGGUAAGCGGCGCGAGAGGAAGAGCAGCGGCAGCGAGAGCGGCGAGGACCGGCAGGCGCGAGACGAGGAGGAGAUUUUCGGCAGCGACGACGACAGCGAGGAUGAUGAGGGAGGAAGAGCGAGGAGCAACAGCAGCAGCGUCCAGCACAGCGGCAGCGAGAGAGCGUCCGACUCCAGCGACGCCAGCGACAGCGAUUGAGACGCCGGCACGUCACGCUCGGCCCCGCCCACCAGCAGCUGCAGCACUCGUGCUGUUUCCUGUUGUGAACUCAGAUCUCUGUCUCUGUUGUGUCUCUGAAGGUUUUAGGGUGAAUGUCCUGUCCAGCUCUCUCUUCACCCCCAUUCAAAUCCAAUUCUGCUUGACCUGGACGUGUGAGAUUGAUUCGACGUGUGUGUGUGUGUGUGUUGCGAUCUGUGAUAGAUGUUGAUGUGAGACAUGAACUGAAUGACUGGUUUGUCAUUUGAGUUUUCAUUUGGUGUUUGAUGUUCCUCUUUUAUUUCUCUGCUUUUUCAUCAUGGACUGAGCGAAUCGCUUAUUAGUGAGCAUCUUUUUCCGUAGUUUUCUCUCAUUACAGUGUAAACAUUGUAAAUAAACAAUGAUUUGGUUUGUUUUCUAGAAGUGAAUGUGACUGGAGUCGUACACAGUGUUGGGGAAAUUUACUUCUAAAACUAAUGCAUUACAAUAUUGUAAUGUAAAGAAGUAACUAAUCGUGUUACUUUUUAUGGAAAGUAAUGCGUUACUUUUGUGUUACUUUUGCGUUACAUUUUAAAUCUAGGCAGGUCUUGCUUGUUUGUUUUUAAUAUAAAAAGUUCUAUUUUAAGCAAAUGUAAAAGCUCUUUCACACCAAAAAGUAAAAUGAAUCAGCCUCAGGCUGAAGGAAAAGUAAACUCACAUCUACACUAGAAAACAGGACAAGAAACUUCAGGAGUUAAAAAAUGAAGCACAAAUGUUUAUCUGAAGUCAAUUUUGCUCAUUUUUAUUGUGGUUGAAUUGGAUCAUUAAAGGUCAGCAGCAAAGACAUUGUUAAAGGAAAUGGGGUUAAAUACAUAAAGGAUAUUUGUGUUAUUUACACAUUUAAUUAUUGUAGGUUUGUGUUAUAUUCUGAGUUGCAUUUCAAUUUUAAUUCAUUUUGGUGAAUACUAAAUCUUUUUUUUUUUGCAA